This is a messenger RNA of Debaryomyces fabryi, 750 nucleotides long. RefSeq names its product N-acyl homoserine lactonase family protein. The transcript has a single exon. The record is from RefSeq and is a predicted model, not a curated record. Bases 1 to 750 code for a protein of 249 amino acids. Lineage: Eukaryota; Fungi; Ascomycota; Pichiomycetes; Serinales; Debaryomycetaceae.
AUGUAUUUAGAUAAUGAAUGGCUUGAUCCUCUACCAAUAUACUGCUUUUUAAUUGAGCAUCCCGAAGGUUAUUACUUAGUUGAUACAGGUGAUGCAUGGAGAAGUGCCUUUCCAGGAUAUCUCACAUGGUGGAACUUUAUUCUGCGCUCUGUUGUUGAAUAUCAGAUAGCACCAGAAGAAGAAAUAGGAUUUCAGCUAUCGAAAUUGGGCAUAAAUACUAAUGAAGAUAUCAAAGCGGUAAUUUUAUCCCAUUUUCACCUGGACCAUGCAGGCGGCCUUGUCCAUUUUCCACAUAAUCGUAUUUUGGCAACGAAAGUGAACUACAAUGAUGCUCUUGGGUUGAAAGGUAAAUUUUAUGGUUAUUUGCCCCAGUGGUUUCCUUUCUGGUUUAGGCCAGAGUUUAUUGAAUUCAAAGAUGAAGCAAUUGGACCUUUUGAUUCAUCAUACUACGUGACUAAGGAUCAGCGUGUUAUUAUUGUUCCUACUCCAGGUCAUACAGAUGGUCAUGUUUCCGUUAUCGUUCGAGAUGACGACAUAUCUUAUUUUAUCACUGGUGAUGCUGUAUAUAGCGAACAAAGUUUGAAGAAUGGGAUAAUUGAUAGUAUGACCAUUGACCCCGAGAUGACUAUGAAGACCUUGAAGAAGAUUCAAGAGUUUUCUCUUUCUGAGCCCACUGUAGUCUUACCCUCCCAUGACUCUGACGUUCCAUCCAGAUUAAAAAAUAAGGUGAAGUUUUCAAUGGACUCAUAG